AGGAGGCGCGGCGGGCCGGCGCCCCCAGCCACCGAGCCUCCGACCUGUGCGCUGGGCCCAGCUGCUGUCGCUUCGCCCGCUCGCUUCCUCAGCCCUGGGGGCAAGGUCAUCCGCGCCCUGGAGCCGCCCUGUCACUCGACAGCCAUGAACUGCAGCGAGACGCGGCGGCUGAGCACUCUCCUGAGACGCCUGCUGCUAGAGCUGCACCACCAGGGCAACGCCAGCAGCCUGGGCGCCGGCCCCGGCGUGGGGGUGGUGCCCGACCCCUCUGCGGGCCGCGAGGUGACGAGCGCCAAGGGCGACGACGCUUAUAUCUACAUCCUGCUCAUCAUGAUCUUCUACGUCUGCCUGGCCGGGGGGCUCAUCCUGGUGUAUAACCGUUCCCGCAAGCUCGUGGACGACAAGGAUGAGGCGGCCCCCGCCUACGUGGAGCACGAGUGGGCCCUGGGAGGGGCCCUGGCGGAUGCCGAGACAGCCGCUACCUCUCCGGCCCCGGGCAGCCGCCAGCUCGCCCCUGGGGGGCUGCCUGCAUGCUCCCAGGGCAUGGAGGGGGUCUAGAGAAACAGCACCCCCCCACACACACCCCUGCUUGUUUGCUCUGCUCUCCUCAUCUUGCUUCUGCAUGGUGUGGUGCCGGCCUUUUUCCUUUCAGUCCCUUCCAGGGUUGGAGCCUCCCCCAGGCCCACACUCUGAGGAGAGGCCUGGGGACCUGCAUCUGCAGGGCCUCGGCAGACACACCACCCUCCCAAAUCCGGGCCCUUGCUCUCUCCUCAGCCUCACAGCAGGCCUCGGGCCCCAGGCCCCUGCACACCCCACUACACUGAACUGCCUCUGCUCUUUUGUCUUCAGACAGCCCUCACACCACUUUGCAGCCGCGUGGAGCUGAAUCCAUCACGUCUCGCCCUUGGCAUUGGACUGCAGCAAUAAAAUGUGGCUGAAUGCUGGGCCGUCUAACUGGAAGCUGCUCGCAGGGCUGCUGCCAGCGACUUGUCACUCCGAAGAGCCAAGGGGCUCACCCACACUGCCAAGCGGUCGCCGUAGCUCCAACUUCCUGUUGUCUUAGGGAUAGAGACAUUGAAAAGGAGGAGACUUCAGCCAUCUUUCUUGCUCAUCCGUUUUUCAGAAGAGAACUAGCGAGACUCUAAGACCACUCUGUGCUAGAAUGGACUUACUGGAGACUGAAAGGGGUGGGGCCUCAAAGGAGAGGGUGAAUCCUGUGAUCCCAUCUGUAUGGUUUUCUUGCAGCCAGUUGUCAUCCCAAAGGUAACUUGAUUGACUUUUAAUGGCCUUGCCAUCUUCUGCUGUUGAUAUAAGCCCUGCUGGGCCUAUCACUCCCAAACAUCCAAAUGCCUUUUAUUUCUUGGUUCAAUGUUAAUGGCUUUGGCCACCGAACAGUUCAGAUGCUCCUUGCUUUGUAAACUGGGAGA
Messenger RNA from Sorex araneus (European shrew), 1427 nucleotides. It is a transcript of the gene KCNE5, whose product is annotated as potassium voltage-gated channel subfamily E regulatory subunit 5. The transcript has a single exon. Bases 145 to 558 code for a protein of 137 amino acids. NCBI's taxonomy places the organism in Eukaryota, Metazoa, Chordata, Mammalia, Eulipotyphla, Soricidae. Gene Ontology annotation, cellular component: membrane. Gene Ontology annotation, molecular function: transmembrane transporter binding; delayed rectifier potassium channel activity; voltage-gated potassium channel activity involved in ventricular cardiac muscle cell action potential repolarization. Gene Ontology annotation, biological process: regulation of heart rate by cardiac conduction; ventricular cardiac muscle cell action potential; membrane repolarization during action potential. The record is from RefSeq and is a predicted model, not a curated record.